This is a messenger RNA of Aplysia californica (California sea hare), 3404 nucleotides long. RefSeq lists its product as uncharacterized. The record is from RefSeq and is a predicted model, not a curated record. Gene Ontology annotation, molecular function: oxidoreductase activity. Lineage: Eukaryota; Metazoa; Mollusca; Gastropoda; Aplysiida; Aplysiidae.
ACACAUUCAGUAGGCCCCACACAACAGCUGUGAGACCACGUUCGAACGAGGAAGUAUCGAAAGAGCAAGCGCAAGCUGUUGCCCUGAGCCUAUUAACUAUUCCCUAUUGACCGGCGUUGACCGCAGUUGUAAACAAACAUGUCGGCUGAAGGAAGAAUCGCCUUGGCAGAAAUGCAUGCCUUCGUGAUUCGCUGCAUGACAAAAGCUGGUGCCAAGACAUCGCACAGCUCGGCAUUAGCAGACCUAUUGGUGGCAGCAGACUACAGAGGCCAUUACAGCCAUGGACUUAACAGGCUGGACAUGUAUGUCAAAGAUAUUCAGGCUGGCAUCACAGUCAGUGACAAGGAGCCUGAGAUUCUCAAGGAGACAGCUGCAACAGCCUAUGUUGACGGGAAUAAUGUGCUCGGCCCUGUUGUCGGAAAAUAUUGUAUUGAUGUUGCCAUAAGAAAAGCUAAAGAUGCUGGGAUUGGAUGGGUCACAGCAAAAGGAUCUAACCACUUUGGCAUUGCAGGCUGGUAUGCAAUGAGAGCUAUGGAACAGGGUUUGAUAGGCAUGGCUUUUACCAACACCUCUCCACUAAUGGUACCCACCCGAGCCAAGAAGUCCACACUUGGCACGAACCCUAUAGCAUGUGCAGCUCCGGCCAAUAAUGGUGAUAGCUUUGUUCUGGAUAUGGCAACUACAGCAGUAGCAUUGGGAAAGCUAGAAUUGAAUGAGAGGAAAGGACUGGAGAUUCCUAUAGGCUGGGGAUGUGACACUGAUGGAAAGGCUACUCCUGACCCAUCUAAGGCCUCAGGACUUAUGCCCCUUGGAGGCACAGAGGAAUGCAGUGGCUACAAAGGCUAUGGCUUGGCCAUGAUGGUGGAGAUCUUUUGUGGCAUUUUGGCUGGUGCUGAUUUUGGGCCUAACAUUAGGAGAUGGAAAACCACAGAACGUGAAGCCAAUUUGGGCCAGUGCUUUGUUGCAAUUGACCCAUCUGCUUUUGCUCCUGGAUUCAGCGACAGACUUUCACAGCUUAAUGAUUCCCUCCGAAAUCUGGAACCUAGUGAGGAGCAAUCAAAGGUUCUUGUAGCUGGAGAUCCUGAGAGAAAACAUAUGGAGAAGUGUGACCAACAAGGAGGAAUUUUGUACCAUGAAAACCAGAUCAAAUAUGCGAGGGAUCUAGCAACGAAGCUGGAUAUUGAACCUCCACAAGUUAUCUGACAAGUGAAAAUCUUGAUUUGAAAACAUGAAGCUGAAGAGUGUAGAGUCACAAUCAGUCAGAAGUUGAAUUUGCAAUAUGGAGGUGAAUUGUAAUCAUUGCACAAUUUAUCAUGAAGCUUGUUUCAUGUUUGUCAGAGUUGUAUCAUGUAUGUAUGGUGAUUUAAUGUUGUUGAGAUGGAAAGAGUUAUUACGUAUCCUUUGAAAGAAAGUCACAGAACUGAAACUGAUUGAAUAAAAGAUUGUUCUCCAGAUUCGUUCUAGAAUCUAAAAAGUGACUUGUGUUAAUGUGCAAUGAGCAUUGCGGUAAUGUUAACUAUACUGUAUACAAGAAGCAUUUAUUAACCAGGAGCCCAGUGAUUCCCUAUCAGCAUUAUAAUUUGUUGUCAAGUUACACGUGUUAUUAAACUUGUUUGUUUUUUUACAAUGAUAUAUUUAUUUUCAUAAUAUAUACCUAGUCUCUAUUUUGAUUGAACUGUGUGGGUACUUGUUCCUUUUCUAUUCUGACGAGUAAUGGGAUCCACGCAUCUAUUGUAAUGAAAGAAGGAUAAAAAUGUACAACUAAGUGUGUGCGAAUUUAUAAGAAUUUGUGGGAGAGUACAGUAUUUGAAAAGUGGAAGCAAUUUGGCAAAAGCUUUCUGCAACACAUUUAGGAUUGUAAGCAUGGCAAAACUCUGAUGGGCAGUAGCGCUGUGCCCAUUCGACUUUACUAUUGGAUAUUCAUGAUUUUUGCACUAUUCACAACUAUUCGAAGCCUUUCGGAUGGCGUGUGUUUUUUUAGAAAAAAGCAGAUAAUGGAUUUUCGCCUCAUUUUCUCAAACAUAGUAAAUUGGAGCAUAUUAUGUCUAAAAUCAUUUAGAUAAAAAUACAAAGAAAUACUCUUUAUUAGAUGGUUACGAGACAGAGUGAUAAGAGGAGCCAACAAGAGUUAUAAAACAUUCCUCUUGAGAAUAUCCCUUACACUUUUACUGUUCAAUAAUCACUCGUCACACCAUGGAUAGCUCAAGCAAUUGCACUUGGCUCUUGAAGUACAGAGAAUGACUUUUUUCCAUGAAGUUAACUGUCGCAAUGAGCUCCCCUUCCCCUAUUUGAAAUUCAAAGCCCUAUGAACAGUGACGUGAUGUCAUCUGAUUGCACUGUCAGCAACAACAACACAUGCACCCUCAGUCACUGACAUUGCAUAGCAGAAGUUGGACCUGGACUUGUCAAUAUAUAGAAGAAAAAACAAUUCAACGGCACUUUGAAUAGCGAAAGUUAGCUGGGCUUGUCAUAGUUAAAAAAGAAAAAACAAUUUGACAGCGCUUCAAAUAGCGGAAGUUAUGCCUGGGCUUAUUAUAUAUAUUGUUUUUAAUCAUUCGAUGGAGCGGUGAAAAGUUACCGAAUGUUGAAUAGUGGAAGAUAGGUCUGGGCUUAUUAUCCUUAUCAUAUAUGAGAAAAAAAAAUUCAUCGGAGGUAUUCGAAUGGCAUGGAUAGUGAGCUCAUGCUUCGAAGCUUCGGUGAACUUUGGUUUCCUCAAAAUCGCACAGCACGAGUGGGCAGCCUUUUGAAGGGUUCAAAUUCUUUAUAACUAUCGUAAAUAAAUCCUUUUCUUAAUUCACAUACCCCAUUUGAGAUCAUGGAUGGUGGGCACCUCUGGGUGGCUGUCCCACGUCCAUGUUCUUUAUAUGUUUUCCCCAUCAUCUUGUUUCUGAGCACUAUCAGUCCCAUUAACUGUCUUUGUAUCUAUAUAUGCUAUAAGAAUAAGACCAAGAGGCAUCACUUGGAUGUUUUACAUCUUCAUUUGUCUCAGUUUUCUGCUCCUAGAAUAUAAUAUUAAUAUUAUAUUAUAUAUAAUUGUGUUCUGUACUUACUUCACCUGAGGAACUGGUUGUAAGUUGUGAUGAAGAGAUAGGCCUAUAUGUGGUUAUGUUGCAUAUAUUUCAUGAAUGUAUCACUUUCAGUACUGCUGCUGGACGCUGCAACAAUGUAAUGAAUUGUAUUAAAAGAUUUUUGUAUAAGAUUAAGAUAGCUAUAAACUAUUAAGUCAUGUGAUUUUGUUGACUACAGAUGUUGGACAACCACUAACACGGUGCCUUAAUAAUUGUCUUUCGAAACAAAUAAAAGAUAUACUUCCUCUUUUUUUUCUGAAAAGCCUUGUCUUCAGAACUCUUGUCUGCAAUUGAUAUACAUGUACACAUAACGGAAUUAAAACCUUUGCACACGGU